Stylophora pistillata is the source of this 762-nucleotide messenger RNA. RefSeq lists its product as uncharacterized. The record is from RefSeq and is a predicted model, not a curated record. Lineage: Eukaryota; Metazoa; Cnidaria; Anthozoa; Scleractinia; Pocilloporidae.
AUGAAAGAUUUCUUAACUUCCAAUGGUGUUCGCCUGUGUUUGUCGUCACCAUAUCAUCCUGCAUCCAAUGGUGAAGCUGAACGUGCAGUUCGGACAUUUAAGGAAGCCAUGAGAGUCAUGAAGAAUGAACCGGGUACCCAAACGCAGAAAUUGGCUCGAUUCCUUUUGAGCUACCGAACCACGCCCCAUACCGCCACUGGGUGUCCACCAGCAGAAAUUUUGAUGGGUCGCAGAUUGAGAACAAGGCUUGAGUUGCUUAGACCCGACUUGUCUGCACGGAUGGAAAAAAAGUCGAGGAGGAUAAAUCCCAUGGUUCGACGCGGUUUUGAGAUUGGUGAACCUGUCAUGGUGAAGGAUUAUCGUAAUCGUGGAUCCGCUUGGACUAAGGGGGUUGUUCAAGAUCGACUGGGUCCGGUCACAUACCGAGUGCAAGUUGAAAAGUUGCUCUGGAAAAGACAUGUCGAUCAGUUGCGAGAACUAGCUGGCUCAAAGGUAGCCGAUGUUCAGCCGAAUAGCUGUGAAUUACCAGAGAUCGAUUUGCCUGAGAAGGUAGAUGCAAGUGUGUCUGUUACAAAUCAAGACCUAUCGCCCCAACAACAGUCUAUGCCGAAUGAGAAGUCUACCAAGCCCUCGGUUGAAGUCGCAUCACCUGGACAGAGUAUUACACUAGAAGAUGUUACGCAUAAUACUGUUCCUGAAGAGCCCAGACGUCGUUCAUCUAGAAUUCGAUCGAAACCUAAACGUUUAAUUGAAGAGAUGUAG